Molecule: messenger RNA, 1527 nt
Organism: Brettanomyces bruxellensis
Lineage: Eukaryota; Fungi; Ascomycota; Pichiomycetes; Pichiales; Pichiaceae
Exons: 1
Coding region: 1-1527 (508 amino acids)
Cellular component (GO): nucleus; cytosol
Molecular function (GO): protein binding; protein serine/threonine phosphatase activity
Source: RefSeq, a predicted model, not a curated record
AUGUCUGAAGAUCUUAUGUUAAAGAAGGCUGAAGAACUGAAGAAAAAGGGGAAUGAUCAGUUGAAGAAAAAAGACUACGAUAAAGCCAUCGACUUUUACACGCAAGCUAUAGAAAUUAAGCCAACAUCCGUCUUUUACUCAAAUAGAGCACAGGCAAAUAUUAAGAAGGAGAACUUUGGGCUUGCGUUAAACGAUGCAAAUGAUGCUAUUAAAUUAAAUCCACAGUAUCUGAAAGGAUAUUAUAGACGAGCCGUUGCUUAUAGUGGAAUGAUUGAGUAUAAGAACUCACUUAAAGAUAUAAAACACGUUCUUUCUAAGGCUCCAAACGAUAAAAACGCAAAGAAGCUGGAAAAGAAUUUGGAGAAGAUGAUCAGGCAGAUACGGUUUGAGCAAGCUAUACAGGUGGAGGAGGAUCGCUCAAUUUUGGACCAGCUAGAUUUUGCUAAUAUGUUGGAUGAAAAAAACGAUAGUAGCAAUAGAUUGCCUGAACUAGACAUUCAUAUUACGAAAGAGGCCAAGAGGCAAAAGGUUAGCGUUGAUAUGACCUUCGAUUACAUUGAGAAAAUGGUCAAAUUGUUUAAGGAUGGGAAGACACUUCCAAAAAAACACGCAUAUGCUAUUGUUUCAGCUACGGCCGAAUUGUUCAGAAAUGAGAAAGCACUUGUUGAACUCAGCCUUCCCGGAGAUGAGAAUGCAAAGAAAAAUUGUAGAUCCGCGACUGCGAAAAAGAUAACUGUUUGUGGAGAUACACACGGACAAUUUUACGAUGUUUUAAACAUAUUCGGGAAGUUCGGUAAGGUGAGUCCAGAGCACACAUACCUAUUCAACGGUGAUUUCGUUGACAGAGGCUCUUGGUCCUGUGAAGUUGCCUUUUUGCUUUACAGCUUGAAACUUCUCUAUCCUGACAACCUCUUUAUUGAUCGUGGAAAUCACGAGACUGAUGAUAUGAAUCAGGUGUACGGGUUCCAAGGUGAGGUUAAGGCAAAAUACACAGACAGACUUUUCCGGUGCUUCUCAGAGUCAUUUAACUGUCUUCCAUACUCCACGCUGAUUGGACACCAGUAUCUUGUGAUGCAUGGCGGUCUUUUCAGUUCUGAUGACGUGACUUUGGACGAUAUUCGUAAUAUUGAUAGGUUUAAACACAGACAACCACCUAAAGAGGGUCUUGAGAUGGAGUUGUUGUGGACUGAUCCUCAACCAGCCGAAGGAAGAUCACCCUCUAAGAGAGGAAUCGGCCUUCAGUUUGGUCCGGAUGUUACGAAGAAGUUUUGCGAGAAGAAUGAUUUGAAGAUGAUUAUUAGAUCACAUGAAGUGAGAAUAGGAGGUUAUGAGAUAGAGCAUGAGGGUAAGCUUGCAACAGUUUUUAGCGCUCCUCAUUACUGUGACUCAGAGACAAACUUAGGUGCUGUGAUGAAUGUCACUUUUGGAAGUGACCUCAAGUAUCACGAAGAAUUCGAUACAUUUGAAGCUGUUCCUCAUCCGGACAUCCCUCCUAUGGCAUAUUGCCAGGAUAGACUUGGAUUCUGA